Molecule: messenger RNA, 827 nt
Organism: Lepus europaeus (European hare)
Lineage: Eukaryota; Metazoa; Chordata; Mammalia; Lagomorpha; Leporidae
Gene: MICOS13
Product: mitochondrial contact site and cristae organizing system subunit 13
Exons: 4
Coding region: 414-773 (119 amino acids)
Biological process (GO): cristae formation
Cellular component (GO): MICOS complex; mitochondrial crista junction
Source: RefSeq, a predicted model, not a curated record
GUCUUCCGUCUCCCGCGCGGGCGCGGCUGACCUCGCCGCCGACCCCUUCUUGGUCACCCUUAGGCUUCACUCCAGACCCCCUACGCCUCUUUCCACGCACGGCCGCCGGGGUAGGACCGGACUACAUUUCCCAGGAGGCUUCGCGGCCCAGCGAGUUCACGGGGCGGUACCGACUACACUUCCCAGACGGCCUUGCGGCGCCCGGGUCACCCACACAGCUUACAUUUCCCAGAAGCCUCUCUGGCCGUAGGGCCCUCGCUAGCCCUUCUCCAGAGUCUCAGAGGCUUUAACUGGACUUCGACUCCCGGAGGCCUUUGCGGCUGACAGGAAAGACUACAGGUCCCGGCGUCCUCUGCGGCGCCGCCAGCGGAAGCAGCGGGCAGUGUGGUGUCCUUGCGCGGAGCCGAGCGACCAUGGUGGCCCGAGUGUGGUCGCUGAUGAGGUUCCUCCUGAAGGGCAGCGUGGCCGGGGGCGCCGUCUACCUGGUGUACGACCAGGACCUGCUGGGGCCCAGCGACAGGGGUGAGGCGGCGCUGCGCAAGGCCGAGGAGGUGGUGCCGCCGGCCGUGUACCAGCUCAGCCAGUACGUGUGCCAGCAGACGGGCCUGCAGGUGCCCCAGCUGCCGGCUCCUCCAAAGAUUAACUUUCCCAUCCGUGAGACCUGGGAUAAAGGCAUCCUCACGGUGAUGGCGGCUCUGUCUGCGGCUCCGGCCAAGGCCCGCGAGUACUCCAGGGAAGGCUGGGCGUACCUGCGGGAGCGCACCAAGCAGUGAGCGGCCGAGGCAGCUGGCCGCACCCGGCUGGCCCAAUAAAGGACUUUGCACAUG